UUUGGAGUCAGAUUCCCGGUAAGCGGAAAUGGAUUGACUCGGAGAAAAAGUGCAAACGGGCUUAAAGGGCGUUGGUAACCGGGGCGCCUCUGCGUUGUUUUUUUUUGGGGGGGGAAGAAACGGUGCUCGUCUUAGCUUCUAAUAAUCGGACAUUCUAUUUUGCUUGGGAUCUUUCAGUUGGAGAAGGUCUUUGGACAUUUGUACACCAUGGAUGAGUUGGACCGCUUAUCCGCCACCGAUCAACCCCAAGCCAGCGUCCCAGAGGAGGGACCACUUGUGGUCGUCACCUUCCAAAAGGACCCUCAUCAAAUUCAUAAGUACUUGGAGUCCGAGCCCAAAGCUCUCGGGAUCUCCGAGAUCCUAUUCAGCUUGUUUCAGAUAAGCCUGUCUAUCAUCACCCUUAAUUUUGACAUCAACCUGGAGCACUCAGAAUACGCAGUCAUCGUUGGCUCUGUUUUCAUCAUGGUUGCUGGGGGUACGGCCAUCGCAGCCAAGAAUCUACAUCUGCCCACAGUGAAGGCCUGCCUGGGCCUGCAGGUGCUGGCGUGUUUGGCGUCCAUCAGCAACAUGUUCGUCUGCGCCGGCAAGAUGACAAUGGCCCCGAUACCAGAGUCUUGCUGGAUGCACGGGCACAACUCAAACAUCACCAAGACUUGUCAGAUGAUAAAUGAUGCCUACGACCACUUCAACACAAACAGCUUCCUGGUGAACACAACUCUCGUGGCCAUCAGCGCCACUUUGGCCGCCUACUGCUGCAAGGUAGUGGACUGCUGCUGCCCCAAAUCGAAAACGCCAGUGAUCACCGUCAAUGCGCCCCAGACUCAGCAGUAAUGAAGAACGUCAGGUGGACAUCAGGCUGCACCAGGACAGAGCUCAUGGAAAAGGUGGCUUUGUGCAUCAUCUGAGCGUGCCUACACACGGUGGGAUGCUAACCCAAGAAAGACAAUGUCACUGGACCAUCUCAGCCAUGUCAUGGGCAUCGUUCACAGUGUUAAUCUUGCUACCUAGUUACCUAAUACCUCCUCAUGUAAUCGUCACAUACUCUAACUAAUCUUACUUUAAGCAUUUGACCAAACACUAACACCACAUAAGUAUAAUGUGAUCAGUUAUUAUGGUACAUAAUUAACUAACUCAAUUAUAAGGGUGCAUGAGUAACACCAAUGACUUCUUACAUAAUGAAACCAGCAUCAAAACGUUUACAUUAGUAACAGCAUACUGUGAUACAGCAAAAUAUACUGCUUUAUUCUUAACUAAUAAAAUGCUAUAUCUGCCAU
Paramormyrops kingsleyae is the source of this 1274-nucleotide messenger RNA. RefSeq lists its product as uncharacterized. Lineage: Eukaryota; Metazoa; Chordata; Actinopteri; Osteoglossiformes; Mormyridae. The record is from RefSeq and is a predicted model, not a curated record.